AUGGCACCUCCAUGCUUCGAGUUCGAAUGGGAGAUAUAUGAGUUCCUGGACAGCAUACGUGUGCAAGAUGGCCAAAUUGUGCUGCGAGCGUUCUCCGGCGGACAGCACAGCAAUCAGCUGGCUCUCGUCCUUGGCGUGAGAUGCGAUGAUGCUGGCAGGAGCUCCGUCGAAGCCGUUGGGAGCUGUCUUAUUGUGAGCUCUUCUGCCUGUACCAUAGCUAUUGGUGCUCAGACAACAUUCCGAGCAUCGGACCCAGAAACGGCGGCGGUGGACAACGUCAACAACGCACUCGAACAGCCAUGGCAGACACUUCUUGACAGGCACGUCGCUGACUACAAGUCUCUGUUCGAUCGCGUUAACCUUCGAAUGUGGCCAGAUGCUUCAGACAUCUCGACAAAUGAACGCAUCAAGGACCGUCGCGAUCCAGGGCUUGUCGCUCUGUAUCACAAUUUCGGGCGAUACCUUCUGAUCUCGUGCAGCCGCGACUCCUACAAAGCACUGCCAGCGAACCUGCAAGGCAUCUGGAACCCCUCUUUUGCACCACCGUGGGGGUGCAAGCUGACUAUUAACAUCAACAUAGAGAUGAACUACUGGCCUGCGGCUCCAUGCAAUCUGUUCGAGUGCACUCUGCCACUUGUUGACUUGCUGGAAAGAAUGGCAGAGAGAGGCCGCACGACGGCGCUUACAAUGUACGGAUGCAGGGGAUGGUGUGCCCAUCACAACACAGACAUCUGGGCAGACACAGACCCCCAGGACAAGUGGAUGCCGGCAACUUUGCGGCCUCUGGCAGGAGUCUGGGUCUGCAUCGAUGUGAUGAAACUGGUGAGAGAACGGUACGAUCGGAGCAUGCACGAGCGCCUUGCUCCGGUUCUCGAAGGCUGCGUCGAGUUCCUCCUCGACUUUCUCGUCCCAUCCGAGUGUGGAAAAUACCUUGUGACAAAACCCUCGCUCUCCCCUGAGAACACAUUCGUGUCAGACGGCCGACCAGGUACACUCUGCGAGGGGUCGACAAUGGAUAUGUCGAUUGUGGAUAUGGCCUUCGAGUACUUCUUGUGGACGGUCGAGAAGCUGCACGGAGGGAACCAUCCGCUGGCUGAUAGAGUCGAAGAAGUGACACUGCCACCGGUGCAAAUCAACGGGAAAGGCCUGAUACAAGAAUGGGGCCUGAAAGACUACGAUGAGCUCGAGCCAGGUCAUAGACACGUUUUUCAUCUCUUCGGGCUAUAUCCAGGCAACACGCUCCGCACCCACGAGGAGAUAAUGGCAGCCAAGAGAGUUUUGGAGAGAAGGGCGGCCUAUGGGGGAGGGCACACUGGUUGGAGCAGGGUAUGGCUGCUGAACCUGCAUGCUCGCUUGAGAGAUUCCGAUGGGGCGGGAAAGCACGUGGAGCUUCUUCUCAAGGACUCAACUCUCGACAACAUGCUGGACAACCAUCCUCCGUUUCAGAUCGACGGCAACUUUGGUGGGUGUACAGGCAUCCUGGAAUGUCUCGCGAGACGCUGGGAGCCGACGCUGUACGGGGCUGGCGUGACACUACUGCCAGCUUGCCCAAAAGAGUGGGAACGUGGGAAGCUGACAGGACUUCACGUCCGUGACGGUUGGACCGUCUCUUUCCAGUGGAAGGACGGCAAAGUUGUUGACCCUGUGACGGCCCAUAAUUCGGUGCAUGAUGGUUCCACGAUGGCUGUCAAAUACCCAGAUGGGAAAGUUGCCGUCGUUCGAGGGUUUGGUGAACAUCACAUAAGGUACGACGAGCUGACAGCUGGAGAAGGGCCAUGUGGGGAUUUCAGAUGA
Messenger RNA from Diaporthe citri, 1794 nucleotides. RefSeq lists its product as uncharacterized. Gene Ontology annotation, biological process: carbohydrate metabolic process. The record is from RefSeq and is a predicted model, not a curated record. Bases 1 to 1794 code for a protein of 597 amino acids. The transcript is spliced from 3 exons. Lineage: Eukaryota; Fungi; Ascomycota; Sordariomycetes; Diaporthales; Diaporthaceae. Gene Ontology annotation, molecular function: alpha-L-fucosidase activity.